CCGCCCGCCCCGUCCCACCCCGCCCCGCCCCGUCCUGCCUCGGCGGCUCCGGCCCGGCCCCGCUCCGCCCCGGCACUGCACGGCACGGCCCGGCACGGCCCGGCAGCGCCCAGAUGCAAUGGUGACCCAUCCUCUGUGUGUCCCGACCCUGCUCAGAGCUGAGCACCAUCAAUAACACCAUGCUGGUGGCACUGUGCAGCAUGGGGCUGCUGUGCCACAUGUGCCUCUUGCUGGCGCUUGCCCUGGCCCCACUGGGCGCCAGUGCCUGGCAGUGUCCCCGCAUCCCCUACAGCUCCACCAGGAACUUCUCCAUCCCCUAUGUGCUGCCUGGCCUCGAUGCUGGCAGCCUUGUGCAGAAUGUUGCCGUCUUUGCUGACUCCACUGGUCCAGCUGCUGUCUUUGUGGCCAUCCGCAACCGCAUCCUGCUGGCCAACCCCGAGAUGCGGCUCCUUUCCAUCCUCAUCACCGGCCCAGUGGGCAGCACUGAGUGCCAGAUCUGCCGCCUGUGUCCAGCUGUCACAGAUGGCCCUGAGGACACAGACAACGUCCUGCUGCUGCUGGACCCGUUGGAGCCGUGGCUGUACAGCUGCGGCACGUCACGGCAUGGCCUGUGCUACCAGCACCAGCUGGAGGUGCGUGAUGGCGAGGUGGCCAUCGCAACCACGCACUGCCUGUACUCAGCCACGGGCAACAGACCCAUGUCCUGCCCUGACUGCGUGGCCAGCCCCCUGGGGACUAGUGCCACUGUGGUGGCCACCUCCUACGCCUCUUUCUUCUACCUCGGCUCCACCAUAAACAGCAGCGUGGCAGCACGGUACAGUCCGCAGUCAGUGUCUGUCCGCAGGCUGAAGGGCACUUUGGAUGGCUUUUCGGAUGACUUCCAGUGGCUGACGGUGCUGCCACGCUACCAGGACAAUUACACCAUCCACUAUGUGCACUCCUUUACUGACGGGGACCACGUCUACUUCUUGACGGUACAGCCGGAGCGGCUGGGCUCUGCGGCAUACCACACACGAUUGGCACGGCUCAGUACCCACGAGCAUGACCUCCGCCGCUACCGCGAGCUUGUCCUCGACUGCCGCUUCGAGUCCAAGCGCCGCCGGCGGCGGCGGCACAGCGGAGAGGGGGACACAGAGCACGACAUCGCCUACAACGUGCUGCAGGCUGCCCAUGCCACCCGCCCCGGUGCGCGCCUGGCCCGCGACCUUGGCAUCAAUGACACCGACACAGUGCUUUUUGGAGCCUUCGCCGAGAGCUGGCCAGAGAGCCGGCUGCCGCGGGAGAACUCAGCCGUCUGCGCCUUCCCGCUCCGCCUGCUUGCCCAGGCCAUAGAGGAGGGCAUGGAGAAGUGCUGCGGCACUGGACACCCAGCACUGCUGCGUGGGCUCAGCUUCUUCCAGCCAGUGGAGUAUUGCCCGCACAACGUGAACCUCUCGGCACCAGUGACCAACACCAGCUGCUGGGACCAGCCCACCCUUGUCCCUGCCGCCUCCCAUAAGGUGGACCUGUUCAACGGGCACCUGGCUGGUGUUCUCCUCACCUCCAUCUUCGUCACCGCCCUGGGGGAUGUCACUGUUGCCCACCUGGGCACAGCAGAGGGACGCGUCUUCCAGAUGGUGCUCCAGCGCUCCAGCUCCUACCUCCUCACCUUGGCCAACUUCUCCCUGGGGGAGCCGGGGCCAGUACGGGGUGCCCUGGGGCUGCAGGGCCACUCGCUGUUCUUCACUGCCGGCACCAAGGUGUGGCAGCUGAAUGUCACCGGCCCUGGGUGCCGCCACUUCUCCACAUGUCAGCGCUGCCUGCGGGCUGAGCGCUUCAUGGGCUGCGGCUGGUGUGGGGACAGGGAUGGCUGCACCCGCCACCACGAGUGUGCCGGCCCCUGGGUCCAGGAUAGCUGUCCCCCCGUCCUCACUGACUUCCACCCCAGGAGUGCCCCACUGCGGGGCCGGACACGGGUGACACUCUGUGGCAUGACCUUCCACUCCCACUGGGACCCCGACCCUCACCGCAGCCCCCCCACCACCUACCAGGUGGCGGUGGGGCAGCGAGGCUGUGCCGUGCUGCUGGAGGAGAGCAGGAGCCACAGACCCCUGCCCGCCUCCCACCACAAGGACUUUGUGGAUGUGCUGGUGUGUGAGCUGGAGCCGGGGGGGCCAGCAGCGGUGGGGGGCCCGGUGGAUGUAGUGCUCACAGUGGAGGAACCUGCCAGACCCUCUGCUUUCCACGUCCAUGGCUCCACAACCCUCAGCGGCUUUGUCUUCGUGGAGCCCACCAUCAGGACCCUACACCCCCCAUUUGGCCCCCAAGGGGGUGGCACUUACCUCUCACUCCAUGGCACCAACCUCUUGGCGGGGAGCAGCUGGCGGGUGAUGGUCAACGGCUCUGAAUGUCCACUGGCUUGGGAGCCCAGGCAGGGUGAUGGGGCGAUCCGGUGCGUGGCUCCUGCUGCUGGUGGCCUGGGCACAGCCUGGGUGGCCCUGUGGAUCGAUGGGGAGGAGUUCCCAGCCCCUCUGCUCUUCCAGUACCGUCCCAACCCCUCCGUGUCGGCCAUCACCCCCAGCUGCAGCUUUGAGGGCUCGAUGCUGACCAUCAUUGGCACCCACCUGGACUCUGUGUAUAGCACCAAGAUCCGCUUUGAAGCCAAUGGUGUGAGGACCAAAGCUACAGAGUGUAAGGGCCCGCGGGCACCGGAGCAGCUGCUGUGCCGCAGCCCAGCCUUCCCCUUUGAGACCAAGGUGGAGACGGCGCUGGGGAACCUGAGUGUGCUACUGGAUGGUGUCACCAGCCCCUGGCUCUUCCGCCUGCGCUACUACCCCAAGCCCAAGGUCUAUCCCUUCGAGAAGGAGGACAGGCGCCUCCGCCUCAAGCCUGGAGAUGAUGAGAUCGAGGUGCAUCAAUUGGGGCUGGACACCGUGGCCGCCUGCAUGAACAUCACCAUGACAGUGGGCGGCCAGCACUGCCACCCCAAUGUCCUGAAGAACGAGGUGACGUGCCGCCUGCCCCGUGAGCUGCGCCUGCGCCCAGCUGGGGCGCCUGUGGAGAUCUGCGUGAACAGUGCAUGCGAGGCGCUGGGCUGGGUGCUGCCCCCUGCUGCCUCUCUGGACCUGGCCGCCAGCCUGGCCCUGGGCACCAGCAUCACCUUCCUGCUCUGCUGCGUCCUGGCCGCCGUGCUGCUCCGCUGGCGCUGGAGCAAGAGGAGGGGGACGGAGAACCUGGAGUUGCUGGUGCAGCCCGGCCGCAGUGACCCCCCCACCACCACCCAGCGCCCUGGUGUUGACUACAGAGAGGUGCUGGUACUGCCCACGGCAGGCAGUCCCGGACCGGUGAGGCCGCAGGCACGCUUUGCUGGCGCUGGCGCCGGUGCCAGUGUGGCAGGUGGUGGCUCCCCCAUGCCCCUGCUCAGGGUCACAUCCUGCUGCCUGGAGGACCUGCGGCCAGAGCUGCUGGAGGAGGUGAAGGACAUCCUCAUCCCUGAGGAGCAGCUUGUCACCCACCGCCACCAGGUCAUCGGCAAAGGGCACUUUGGCAGCGUCUACCAUGGCACCUACACGGACCCGCUGCUGGGGAACCUCCACUGUGCCAUCAAGUCCCUGCACCGCAUCACGGAUGUGGAGGAGGUGGAGGAGUUCCUGCGUGAGGGCAUCCUCAUGAAGAGCUUCCACCACCCGCACGUGCUCUCGCUGCUGGGGAUCUGCCUACCGCGCCAUGGACUGCCACUCGUCGUCCUGCCCUACAUGCGCCAUGGGGACCUGCGCCACUUCAUCCGUGCAGAGGAGCGGAGCCCCACGGUGAAGGACCUCAUCGGCUUCGGGCUGCAGGUGGCCCUGGGCAUGGAGUACCUGGCCCAGAAGAAGUUUGUGCAUCGGGACCUGGCAGCCAGGAACUGCAUGCUGGAUGAGACACUGACAGUGAAGGUGGCUGACUUCGGCCUGGCACGGGACGUGUUCGGCAAGGAGUACUACAGCGUCCGGCGUCACCGCCAUGCCAAGCUGCCUGUCAAGUGGAUGGCUUUGGAGAGCCUCCAGACCCAGAAAUUCACCACCAAGUCGGACGUGUGGUCCUUCGGGGUGCUCAUGUGGGAGCUGCUGACACGAGGGGCUCCGCCAUACCCCGAGGUGGACCCCUACGACAUGGCCCGGUACCUGCUGCGAGGGCGACGUCUGCCACAGCCCCACCACUGUCCCCACACACUGUAUGGGGUGCUGCUGAGCUGCUGGGCGCCGGCACCUGAGGAGAGGCCAUCCUUCGCGGGGCUGGUGGGCGAGCUGGAGCGUGUCCUGGCCACACUGGAGGGCGAGCACUAUGUCAACCUGGCUGUCACCUACGUCAACCUGGACCGUGGCCCCCCGUUUCCCCCGGCCCCUCCGGGCCAGCUGCCUGAUGGUGAGGAUGAGGAUAAUGAGGAGGAUGAGGAGGAGGAAGAUGAGGAGGAGGAAGAAGAGGAGAAGGACCCAGCCGUGUGCUGAUGGGGUGCCCUGCACCAUGGAGACUCCCAGGCCCCCAUACACCGUAAGGGCACCCGCUCAGGAGGGAUGCGAGAUGCAGCUAGGUGCUAUGGGGCAUCCUCUCUAUGGGAGGCGCUGGGUGCAGUGGGUGCUGGCUCACACCCGGACCCGGUGGGUGCUCACCAGGCUCAGUCCCACACCUGUGGGGUGCCGUGGGGCUCCGUCCUGCCCUGGCUGGGUGCUGGGUGGCUCAGCCCCACAGCAGUGAGGCGGUGCCAUGGGUUCUGGGGCUCAGCCCUGCAGCAGCUGGAUGCUGGGGGCCCCAAGCCCAGCCCCACACCAGUGAGGCUGUGCUGUGGUGCACUGGCUCAGCCCCAGCAGGUGCUGGGCAGGGACAUGGCCCACCCAGGGAUCCUGUGGCCUUUCCAGCCCCUUGUCUGUUCAAAUUGCUCAUUAAAAAUGAUUUAUAUUUUUUCCUGG
Columba livia (rock pigeon) is the source of this 4925-nucleotide messenger RNA. RefSeq names its product macrophage stimulating 1 receptor (gene MST1R). Gene Ontology annotation, cellular component: signaling receptor complex; plasma membrane; basal plasma membrane. Gene Ontology annotation, biological process: protein phosphorylation; cell migration; nervous system development. The transcript has 21 exons. The coding region runs from base 180 to 4466 and encodes 1428 amino acids. NCBI's taxonomy places the organism in Eukaryota, Metazoa, Chordata, Aves, Columbiformes, Columbidae. The record is from RefSeq and is a predicted model, not a curated record. Gene Ontology annotation, molecular function: hepatocyte growth factor receptor activity; protein binding; ATP binding.